Molecule: messenger RNA, 1495 nt
Organism: Alnus glutinosa
Lineage: Eukaryota; Viridiplantae; Streptophyta; Magnoliopsida; Fagales; Betulaceae
Product: protein ANTHESIS POMOTING FACTOR 1
Exons: 11
Coding region: 296-1327 (343 amino acids)
Cellular component (GO): Set1C/COMPASS complex
Molecular function (GO): protein binding; chromatin binding
Source: RefSeq, a predicted model, not a curated record
ACCCAGUCCGCCGCAACUCCUCUCCAUCUUGAAGUCUCAAAUUCAAGGGCUUGGCUUAAAGGCUCAUAUUCUGUAUUAGAGGAGAGUCCACUUUCAUCCCUUGCUUCCUAGAGUAAUCCCCCCAUGCGGUACAAUCCUUACUAGUUUGUAGCAGUUGAAUGCUAUUUUUUUUUUUUUAUGAGCCAGCAGUUGAAUACUAAAAGGAGUGGGCAGAACUGCCUUGCGAAAUAACACGCUCCAGUCGCCACCUCCACGCUCUCCUUACACCCUCCAGAUUGCCGUCGGCGAGGAGUUCAUGAGGUCCGGGACGAUGUCGCUUACGGAGCUCGACGACGAUAUGGUGCGCAGCAUGUCAAUUGGAGCAGUUUUCUCGGACUUCGGUGGGAAGAUAAAUUCGCUUGAUUUCCAUCGGAAGGAAGAUUUACUGGUUACAGCCAGUGAGGAUGAUUCGGUUCGAUUCUAUGACAUUGCAAAUGCUAAGUUGUUGAAGACAACAUAUCACAAGAAGCACGGUGCUGAUCGUAUAUGCUUUACGCACCACCCUAGCUCUGUUAUAUGCUCUUCAAGAUACAAUUUGGAGUCCAGUGGAGAAUCCCUGUGGUAUCUGUCAAUGUAUGAUAAUCGGUGCCUUCGAUACUUCAAAGGGCAUAAAGACAGAGUCAUUUCCCUCUGCAUGUCUCCAAUUAAUGAUAGCUUCAUGUCUGGUUCUCUCGAUCAUAGUGUCAGAAUAUGGGAUCUUCGCGUAAAUGCCUGCCAGGGAAUUCUACGCUUACGUGGUAGACCUACAGUUGCGUAUGACCAACAAGGCCUUGUCUUUGCUGUGGCAAUGGAAGGGGGUGCUAUUAAAUUGUUCGAUUCACGUUCCUAUGACAAGGGUCCCUUUGACACCUUUUUAGUUGGUGGAGAUAUGGCUGAGGUGUGCGAUAUCAAAUUUAGCAAUGAUGGAAAAUCAAUGCUAUUGACGACCACAAAUAACAACAUUUAUGUUCUUGAUGCAUAUGGAGGAGAGAAGCGCUGUGGGUUCAGUUUGGAACCAUCUCAAACAACAAAUAUAGAGGCAACUUUUACCCCAGACGGCCAAUACGUGGUCUCAGGUGCAGGAGAUGGAACCUUACAUGCCUGGAGCAUCAACAUGCGAAAUGAGGUGGCAUGCUGGAACAGCCACAUUGGUGUUGCAUCGUGCUUAAAGUGGGCUCCUCGUAGGGCCAUGUUCGUUGCUGCAUCAACUGUUCUCACGUUUUGGAUACCCGACAAUUCAAAGUCUAAUGCUGAACCUGGUUCCAUGGAAACUGAAGCUGCAAGUCAAUCCGAACAUAUUUCUCAAUGAGCCCAGAUUUUCCAUCGCUGGAUUACAUCAACUCUGUAACUAUAAUGGACUUUGACUUAAUUUAAUUGAGCCUGUAAAAGUUUUGGUUUGUGCUUGAAUCAGCUUUGUCUCUGUUAUUUUAUAAUGCAUCUGGCCGUAUAUUCUGAAAAGGGACAGAUUUCCUCCAAA